This is a messenger RNA of Capronia epimyces CBS 606.96, 558 nucleotides long. RefSeq lists its product as uncharacterized. Lineage: Eukaryota; Fungi; Ascomycota; Eurotiomycetes; Chaetothyriales; Herpotrichiellaceae. The transcript has a single exon. The record is from RefSeq and is a predicted model, not a curated record. The coding region runs from base 1 to 558 and encodes 185 amino acids.
AUGCCCGAGACACAAUCUCCCACCCACCCCUCGGUGAUCCGUGUGGUGCGUCAACCCGGCUCUUUUGCAUCAUAUUCUAUCUCCACGACCACGUUGCCGGCCGGGGCUCUGGUGGCGCGCUUGACUAGCCCGCCGCUGACAUUUGCGCCGGCGAAGCGGUGGUCGUCGGUGCAAGUGUCGGAGACGCAACAUAUCGAGCUGAACUGCGACUUCCUGUACGUCAACCACAGCUGCGAACCUAGCCUGGAGUUCCACGUGGUCGCGGACGCCGAGGAGGACAAGCCGGUGAUCGAGGUGAGGGUUGCGGCGCGGCGGGAUGAGCACGGCCAACCCGUAGGGAUCCAGCCGGGCGACCAUUUGACCUUCUUCUACCCCAGCACCGAGUGGAUCAUGGACCAGCCGUUCGAGUGCAAGUGCGGCACCCGGAGCUGCAAGGGCUGGAUCUCUGGUGCCCGGGACAUGACGCCGGAUCAGCUGCGCGGGUACUUUUUGAACGCGCAUAUCGAGGAUCUGAGGAGCAUUCCGCGACAGCAACAGGAGGGCCAGGGGAAGAACUAG